AUGACCGCAGUCCAAACCAGCCUGAACGUCACACCGACGUUCCUCGACCCCCGCACAGACUUCAUCGAACAGAUCUUCGCACAGCUGGAAGAGGAUAACGAGCGACGCGCGCAACAGAGCCUCGAGCCCGCCGACCUGCCGCAGGAGGUGUACGGCCGCGUCGCCUCCCCCGCACCGCCAGCUGCACCUACCAUGGUCUCCCUCGUGAGAGACAGGAGACGAGGGAGCAUAUCCGUGUCGCGGUUCGGUCUGGCGACCGACCUCUCGACGCCGACCGCGCAGACCCCGAGCGCACUGCCGGAGCCCACAAACCCCGUGUUCACCAAUGCAGGCAAUAUCCGCGCGUUUUACCAGGCACAAAAGUACGCUGGCAGCGCGGACUCGUUCGCGUCGUGCGACGACGGCCAGGAUGAUGUGCGCGACGAGGAGCAGGUCACGCAGAUGGAAACGAUCGCCGGCCGGGUCAGUCUCGCGAAGGCGAUGGGAGUCCUCAUCGCGCGCCGGCUGCCGCCCUCUCGCACGCGCUCGCGCGACAUCCUCGCGACCCCCAGCCGGCUGCUGAUCGGGGUGUCGGUCGAGGAGGUGACGACGGAGGCGGUGCACGGGGAGGAGGACUCACUGGACGCCCCGCACACGCCGAACGGGACGGCGUUCGUGUAUGCGGCGCAGGCGGACGGGUCGCGGUCAAGGCGCUCGACGGGGAGCAUGCUGAAGACGGCGGCGCCAGUUGAGAGCGCGGGACCUGCGCCGGGCCAGGAUCAGAGAUUAUCGGCGGCGGGGUGGAUGGCGAAGGCGAAGGCACUCACGAAGAAGUUCCGGCGGAAUAGCAUGGCUGUUCAGCCCCAGAACUCAUCUCCAUAG
Molecule: messenger RNA, 861 nt
Organism: Trametes versicolor FP-101664 SS1
Lineage: Eukaryota; Fungi; Basidiomycota; Agaricomycetes; Polyporales; Polyporaceae
Exons: 3
Coding region: 1-861 (286 amino acids)
Source: RefSeq, a predicted model, not a curated record